UACCCCCCCAACCCCAACAUCCCUCCCUCCCUUGCCCCUACCACCCUGCAGCUAACUCGAUACCACUUCCCCUGGAUCAACAUUAUUCCUUUCGCCCGCGUCCGCGACAACCUUAUCCGGCGCGAAGGCCGCUUUGACAAUUGGGAACUGUGGCAAGACCUCGUCGGCGAGCUCAUGAGCUCUACAGCGGUCGCAUGGCAGCGAGGUACGCCCGUUAGCUUCUCCGCCCCCGUCCCCGAACUCAGGCAGUCACCGACCCUCUUAUCGGGGAGUUACACGGACACGGAUGACGUCACCGCCGGGCGCAACGGCCUCAUCAUUUGGGGCGAGCCGCACGACAUGCAGAGCUGGGAGGCUACUCCUGGCUUUCUUACCAAGUGGUCAUGGGCCGUCGAGGGCUGUGAGGAGCUGGUAGAGAUUAGUAAUCGCUGGAGGAUGAAGAGAGGGGAGGAACCUAUGCGGCUGUCGAUG
Messenger RNA from Fusarium vanettenii 77-13-4, 471 nucleotides. RefSeq lists its product as uncharacterized. The annotation marks the transcript as partial. The record is from RefSeq and is a predicted model, not a curated record. The transcript has a single exon. NCBI's taxonomy places the organism in Eukaryota, Fungi, Ascomycota, Sordariomycetes, Hypocreales, Nectriaceae.